This is a messenger RNA of Phytophthora infestans T30-4, 562 nucleotides long. RefSeq lists its product as uncharacterized. Gene Ontology annotation, biological process: mitochondrial electron transport, ubiquinol to cytochrome c. Bases 42 to 386 code for a protein of 114 amino acids. NCBI's taxonomy places the organism in Eukaryota, Oomycota, Peronosporomycetes, Peronosporales, Peronosporaceae. The transcript is spliced from 2 exons. The record is from RefSeq and is a predicted model, not a curated record.
GCUAAAGAAGACGCACACCGUACAGAAAUCCUUAGACGACGAUGCUGAGCCGAACCAUCCGCCAGGCGGCCACGCAGGCCAAGCGUCAGGGCGCCCGCAUGGCGUCCACCAAGCGCUCGUCUGUGAACGGCAAGGGUGCGUUUGACGGCGCCUACAAUAUUUUCAUGAAGAGCUCGCCCGUGUACGUGACCACGGUGCUGAUUGCCACGCUGAUCGCCGAGGGCGUCUACGGCUCGGCCACGAACUACAUCUGGGAGGCCAACAACCGCGGCCGUCUGUACCACCACAUCGACUGGUCCAAGUUCGCCGAGGAUGAGGAAGAUGAAGAAGAGGAUGAAGAAGAAGAGGAGGAGGACGCCCACGAGGAUGAUGAGGAGGACGAGUAAACUGGUUGAUUCGUAAUGACUCAAUACUACGCAAUCCGCAGCGUUCUGGACUACUAUUCGACAACCGAACGCAUGAGUUAAUGCGGGGGAGUGAUGGCAAUACGGCUAUGCGUUACGGAGGCAGCAGUAGCCGCUUCGUACGCUAACUGCCAGAAACACGAAGAAAAAUACUAGGA